Molecule: messenger RNA, 8463 nt
Organism: Antechinus flavipes (yellow-footed antechinus)
Lineage: Eukaryota; Metazoa; Chordata; Mammalia; Dasyuromorphia; Dasyuridae
Gene: SORBS1
Product: sorbin and SH3 domain containing 1
Exons: 38
Coding region: 430-5244 (1604 amino acids)
Biological process (GO): cell-substrate adhesion
Cellular component (GO): nucleus; cytoplasm; cell-substrate junction
Molecular function (GO): protein binding
Source: RefSeq, a predicted model, not a curated record
GUGGGAAGUGGAGGACACAAGGCCCCUGUACUCAAGAGAAUGAGAUGUUAAGGAGAAUGGAUGACUAUGACAGUGCUACAGAUGCUACUUUCCAUGUUAGAAACUGAGGAUUCUCUUCCAAAGGAAAGUUGUGAUAAUGUGUGAUGGACUUACCUUGGAGAGACUAUGAGACAGGUACGGAUUCUGAAGAUGGUUGAGAUGACAUUUGGAGUGGGUGGCCCAGAAGACAGUGUGCUAAACUAAAGAAGUUGAGUCCAAAGAAGUUUGCACCCGCUCUGCUCAGGAUUUCAGUCCCAAUGUCUCUCAUCAUCAUCUUUACCCAUUGGGAACUGAAGCCCAUCCUCCUAUAGCCUCCAGAGUCCUCUGCUGCAGAUAUUUUCCCCAAGAAAGAAAACCAGUUCCUGGCUGAAAACCAACCCUUCUACCACAAUGAGCUCUGAAUGUGAAGUCGAUAUUUCCAAAACAGUGGUAAAUGGGCUGACUUCAACCAGUAAUGGUCAAGAAAAAGCUACUGACGACCCUUUACGUGCACGCUCUAUUUCUGCUGUUAAAAUAAUUCCUGUGAAGAAAGUGACAAACUCUUCUGGCCUAGUCCUCCCUACAGACAUGGACCCUACCAAGAUUUGCACUGGAAAAGGAAUGGUGACCCUCCGGGCCUCUUCCACGCACAGGGAAUCACCGAGUGCCAGCCCUGUGAGCCCCCAGGAGACCGUGCAAUCCGAAAAUAAACCAGGUCUGGAGCCAGAAAAUUUCCCUACAGAUGAGUGGAGACUGUCCUCGAGUGCGGAUACAAACGGAAACGCCCAGCCCUCCUCCCUGGCGGCCAAGGGCUACCGAAGUGUCCAUCCCAAUCUUCCUUCUGAUAAGUCACAGGUUUCCUCCUCUUCGUGCCCUCCUCUUCCAAAAGAGCAAAGCUUUGCAUGGCGACCGCACACUGAAGCUAAGGUUUGCUCCUCACCAGUGCCCUUCAAGGACUGUGUGUACCUGAGCUCCCCGAAGCCUUACCUGGCCCAGAGUGCUUCUCUCCAGCAGCGCGCCCCCUUCCCCCCAGCUGUGCCUUCCUCCCAGGUAGCCCGAGUCACAGCCGACGCUGGCCGGGCGUUCUGGCCUAGCAGCUCCAGAUUCCCGGACGCAUCCUCCCGAUACCAGAGCUCCUGGGAGGCUUCCAGGGCAGAAGAUAGCCCUAGUGUGAGCUCUAAUCCCAGUCACGAGGCAGGAAGGGAUAAAAAAAAGGUCAGCAGCUUAUAUGUCGCUUGUUUAUCCAACAACACCGGCCCGGUGGCAUCUGAGAAAUCCCUCAGGCUUGCAUGUGACCCACCCCGAAGCAGCCUUGUGGAAGAGCAGGUCACCCGAGCCCCGGCUUUUGGCGUUGGGUCCUCCCUGUCCAGCGCUGGACCAUCCCGCCUCGCUCCCCUUCCCGCUCCUCCCCAGCUGUCCUUUAACAGUAGAGAUGGACUUAGCCAGGGGGAAAGUCCUCCUCUGGGGACCGAGUCUCCUCUCCCAGAAGCAGUGAGACCACCUGUGCUAAGUGCCCAGGUUCCUUUGGGCCAGGAGACCCCGAAGAAAAAAGAACCCUGCUUUCCCCGACGGUGGUAUCCAGCCAAGGAUGCUACUUCCUCCAACACAGCCCAGCCAGGGAUUAUAGUAGUCCCUCUGUACCUGGUUCACACGGACCAAGGGCAAGAAGGCGCUUCCAGAACACCUCCACCUCCUCUGGUGGCCCUGGACCAAACUGCCGCCUUCCCCGUGACCGCCUCUGCUGGCGCGCCUCUGACCUUUCCGACUUUAGAUGAUUUCAUUCCCCCUCAUCUGCAGAGGCGAUCCCACCAUAACCAGCCAGCCAGCCCUCCUGGCUCAGGGCCCCCCGUUAGCCAAACAGCACCAUCACUCUCUCCACCUCCUCCUCCACUGGUCCCUCCAGUCCCGGAGGCUCUGCACAGAAUCUCGAAGCCCGACCUCCCUGGAGCUGUCUCAAGUACAGUAAGCUUGCCGAAACUCCCUCCUCACGGCUUUCCUAAGUUUAUCCUCCCCACAGGUGCAGAUUCUCUGGUAAAUGAAGUUUCUUCACCCCGCAUUGGGACUGAUUCCCAGAUUUUCCCACCAGUCAGCAAGCCUUCAUCUGCUUACCCUUCCACUACCAUCGUUAAUCCCACUAUUGUGCUUCUGCAACACAAUCGAGAGCAACAAAAGCGCCUUAAUAAUCUAACAGAUCCUGUACCAGAGAGAAAGGAUGAAGAGAAAGUAGAUUCAGCACCAACGUGGGAGAAAGGUGUUCAGCUUAACACACGACCAGACAAAACAGUAAAGGAUGAAAGUAGAAAACUGGUUAAGAGCCCUCAGUGCCUAAGUGAUGGUUCCAUGGAUGAAGUAGGCAUUCCACUAAGGAACACUGAGAGAUCCAAAGACUGGUAUAAGACGAUGUUCAAACAGAUCCACAAACUUAAUAGAGACACUCCUGAAGAAAACCCUUAUUUCCCCACCUACAAAUUCCCAGAACUUCCAGAAAUCCAGCAAAAAUCUGAAGAAGACAAUCCUUAUUCUCCUACCUACCAGUUUCCUGCAUCUACUCCUAGUCCUAAAUCAGAAGAUGAUGAUUCAGAGCUCUACUCCCCUCGAUACUCAUAUUCUGAAGACUCAAGAAUUCCCUUUUCUGUGCCUCGCUCAAAAAGUGAGAUGGAAUACAUCGAAGCGGAGAAGGUGGUCAAGAGGUCUGCCACGCUGCCCCUACCCUCUCGCUCUACGUCUUUGAAAUCGAGCCCGGAAAGUAGAAGGGAGAUCACUUCGAAGGGUUUGAGUGAUCACAGACAAUGGAUGCAUCUCAGAAAUGACUGGGAGCCCCCAGAUAAGAAAGUGGACACUAGAAAAUACCGUGCAGAACCUAAAAGUAUUUAUGAGUAUCAGCCGGGCAAAUCUUCAGUUCUGACAAAUGAAAAGAUGACUCGGGAUAUAAGCCCAGAAGAGAUAGAUUUAAAGAAUGAACCUUGGUAUAAAUUCUUUUCGGAAUUGGAGUUUGGGAGACCGCCUCCAAAAAAGAUAUGGGAUUAUACUCCUGGAGACUGCUCUAUCCUUCCUAGAGAGGAUAGAAAGAGUACAAGAGUCAGCCCCACUCCAGAAACAACUGCUGAGCGUUCUGCCUACUCAUAUUCACCCAAUAUCCAUGCAGUGAAGAGAGAGUCAGAGAUGGCUCCAGGUGAUUCCACUGGUUUGGAGAAUGAAAGACAAAUUUAUAAAAGCGUUUUGGAAGGCGGAGACAUUCCUCUCCAGGGAUUAAGUGGUCUCAAGCGACCCUCUAGCACUGCUUCCACUAAAGAUUCAGAGUCACCUCGGCACUUCACUCCAGCUGAAUACUUGGAAACUACUGAAGAUUUUAUUCGAAGGCGUCAUGAUGACAAAGAGAAACUUUUAGCGGACCAGAGACGGCUUAAGCGCGAGCAAGAAGAAGCUGAUAUUGCAGCUAGACGGCACACGGGUGUUAUUCCAACCCACCAUCAGUUUAUCACUAAUGAGCGGUUUGGGGACCUCCUAAAUGUAGACGAUACAGCAAAGAGGAAAUCUGGGUUAGAGAUGAGACCUGCCAGAGCCAAAUUUGACUUUAAAGCUCAGACGCUAAAAGAGCUUCCUCUGCAGAAAGGAGAUAUUGUUUACAUUUAUAAGCAGAUUGAUCAGAACUGGUAUGAAGGAGAACAUCAUGGCCGCGUGGGGAUCUUUCCACGGACGUACAUAGAGCUUCUUCCACCAGCAGAGAAGGCGCAACCCAAAAAGAUGGCACCAAUACAAGUUUUGGAAUAUGGAGAUGCUGUGGCUAAGUUUAACUUCAAUGGAGACACCCAAGUGGAGAUGUCCUUCAGAAAGGGAGAGAGGAUCACGCUAAUUCGACAGGUUGAUGAGAACUGGUAUGAAGGGCGAAUCUGUGGGACUACUCGACAAGGCAUCUUUCCCAUCACAUAUGUGGAGGUGAUCAAGCGACCACUGUUGAAAAACCCAGUAGAUUACAUCGAUCUGCCGUUCUCUUCUCCAAACCGCAGUACAACUGCUUCUCCCCAGUUUCCAAGUCGUGGCAAGUGCCACUCCCCAGCACCCCAAUCUCUGCCUUAUUCACGUCAGGUGUUGUCUCCUGAGAUGCAGGCCAUCACCUCUGAGUGGAUCUCCCUGACUGUAGGGGUUCCAGGCAGAAGUACUCCAGCUGUGACCCCACCAUUGCCCCCUCUGCCAGAAACCUCUCUUUAUAACACUGAAUACUUUACUUCCUCAGCCAUGGCCAGUCCCACCCUUUCAGUAAGCCUUCCCCAUUCUAGUAUCUCUGAUCGCUCUAGUCCAAGCCUUUGGGUUUCUCCGUUCCCUCCUAACCCUCACAGACCAUCUUCCACCAUUCAUAACGUCAGUACUAGCCUUCAGUCGAAUGAAGAGAAUAUUAUGUCCUCACCAUCCCCCGGGGUCAAAUGGGAUACCUUCUCCCAGCCGCCGCUCGGGAACUCCAAUAGUGUUAUCUCUGAGCUUAGCGAUGCCAUUAGCAAUCAAGCCAAGUUCCAGCAGUGGCAAGAAGAAAACAGACAGUGUUCCAGGAAGCCUCAUCAAGAGGCCAGUGAGCACUGUCCCGAUGGAUCCAGGAUCUCUAAGAAGAGCUGCUUGAAGCCAUCCGACCUGGUCAAAUGUAUGAGUCCAGAACAGAGACUCUGUGAUAACACCCUUGGGGAAAGUCACUCCUGCCAACAUCUUCUCAGCCCUUCUCACAGAAAUGAGUCUGGGCAAAGAGAUACCAGUGCAGGGGCCAAGCACGCUGAUCCGAAAGAGAAUCAGAAUGGUGUGAGACAGCUUUCACAUCAUUCAUUGAGCACAGGACCAGAUCUCACAGAGUCUGAAAAGAGCUACGUGGAAGCAGUUUGCAAUGAGAUCAUAAACAUUGCCGAAAAGUCUGUUCAUUACUGCAGUACUGUUUCUCAUCCUCUUGACUUUCGUCACAAGGUGUCUCCUACUGACAAUAAAUCAUCUCUCAUCAUUUCUCAGCAACCUCAAGCCCAGCAGCGCAGAACCACCUCUGACAGAAGUCAGAACCUACAGGAUUUAUAUAGCUACCAAGCAUUAUAUAGCUAUAAACCACAGAAUGAUGAUGAGUUGGAACUCCGAGAUGGAGAUAUUGUGGAUGUCUUGGAAAAAUGUGAUGAUGGUUGGUUUGUUGGUACUUCCAGAAGAACAAGACAGUUUGGUACUUUUCCAGGCAACUAUGUAAAACCUUUAUAUUUAUAAGAAGCCUGAGAACCUGUGAUUGUUUUUUACUGGUGGAUGAAACAGAACACAAAGCAAUCUCUUUAUCUCAAUGUUGAAUCAAUAAGUCGGUUAGUGCAAGAAUGAAGUAAGAAGUCUUAGAGUGACUUGGGGAAGUGUUGGGUUUAAAGUGUGAGCCUCCUAGGGCUUUGGCUCAUUAACAGGCUUCAGCAAAUGUUUUUUGAAUGAAUGAAUGUAUGUGUGUACGAAUGAGCUAUGACCCAGUUGUUUGCUGGGUAACUAGAAGCAAGCCAGACUUCAAGUUUACAUAACUGCCUUGUUAAGCCCUACUAGUCCUCCUUCUCACCCUCCUGUGGUGAGUUGACAUGGAACUGAAGGAAAGAAGCAAGUAGCCCCUCAUCCUCUGUGUUUGGAGGACAAUUCAGUUCUAGCCCAGUCCUGGGAGUGUUGAUCUAAAUUGUGGGAACUUGAGGAAUUCAAUAGAUCUGAUCAGAGAAGACUCAAGAAAGCCAGAUUUGAUCCAGUUGUUUGGGGAGGGAGGGUCCAAUCGUUAUUAGGUUUGGGAAACUGGUUUGAUCAGAAACUGCUAAACUUCCCCCAACCUAUGGCCUCUCUAAUCGCCACAGAGCAGGUUUAGAAGGCUGGCCAUUUGAAUGCUCCCAAACUCAUCAGACCGGACUUUCCAGGGCUACUCUGGACUACAGUGAUAUUCUUAGGCUGCCCCAACUUGGAUCCACACUCUUGGGACUUCAGUGGUAAGGGGAGGGGUAGUGGAAAUAAGGUACCAUUUGAUGUGGGACUCUACUCUUUCACCCCCAUCAGCACCAUAUAUCCCAGUAUUCUGACAAUAAAGCAUGUUACAUUUGCUUGUGAGAGUUGGAGGAAGUAGACCAGAGGAACAAGUUGGAUUUGCAUCUGGUUAAUGUAAAGUUGAUCUAUAGCUUUUUGGGAGAACAUGCAACCAGUCACUAUCCAUAUAUACAUACACAUGUGUAUAUAUUCUUGGAAUUUUUACUAGGUUACCUUCAGAGAGACCAAGUUUUAAUUUGUUUCCUGACCAUCACCAAUGUUUCCAGCCACACCAUAUGUCAAUCACUAAAAUGUGCAAGAAUGUCUUAGAGAAAGCAAAGAAUUGCAUUUAAAGGAAACUUUCAGUUAUUUUAAUCUAAGUACAUCAAUCAAAAAUCACAUGGGUUAGACUUGUUCUCAGAGCAGAGAGAGUAGUUGCCUUUAACUUGUACCCUCUGCCUGGACCAGAGUUUCUAGUCCCUCUGCAUGAAUAGGAGGAGUUAAUUCCUCAGAGCCAGAAUCAGGAAGGGAGUCAUCCAAUCGCUACAUUUGUACCAGGCGGCCAAUGACUGUGGAUGCAUAAAUGAGGGCUAACAGAAAUACUUUUGUACAAGGGGUUCAGCCUUGGAAGUAGAGUAACAUCUGCUUGAGUUUGCCCAUCUGGACCUCCAGGUACAGGUGGGUUCUGGUAUUGAAGCAGUUGCAGCAGUGAAUGUAAAUAGAGUAAGCUUCAGCUCUCUGGAUAUAUACAGUCACUUCUUCAUUACACUAGCCCUCUGUGUACCCUGUUGCUCCACAGUUUUGUUUUUUGCCCCAUAUCCUCAGACAGAAAGUGUCCAGGGUAAAAUAGGGAGGAGAUAAAUAUUACCCAUUUUGUACCCUAUUCCAUACCUCAGUGAUGACUUCUCACCCGCCAGGGCCCUACUACACCUCCUCUAUCUUUCACCUUAACAGAACCUGUUCUCAGGAAUGAAUCUGACGAACUUAUUCCCAAUGACAUAUAAAAGACCAAUCUAUUGCCCCUUCCAAGAAAAUUUGCACUUUCAGAAGGCACAAAACCUUAAUCAAAGGAAUGAAGCUCUCAUGGGGAAACCAGAAUUGGUAGGGGAGAAAUUAUUGGGCAAGGGGAGCCCUUUUGAUGCCUCAGAAGUCAUACCACAUGGGCAGCCACUGCCACCAGAUAGUAGGACUACUUUUUUUUGGCAUCUUGCUCUCUGCAGGGAAUUUAGUAAAAGGAUAUGUAUGUACAUGUGCAUAAGCACCCGCAUGUCCAUUCAUUUCAGCACUAUGACGUUAGAAUUCACUUUGAAGUAGAAGUCUUGCAUUGAAUAACUAUUUUCCUGCUCUGUUUUGGAUGCAGACUGUUACUGAUAAAAUAUUAGACCAUAGCUUUUAAGGGGGGAUGGAUGCUUCUCCAUUAGAUAGCUAACUUCAAACACCUCUAGGAAUACAGCUAGAGAAUCAAACCAAUUUAUAAAGCUACAUUUUACACAUAAUGCCAGUGACAUAUAUUUGUACAUCUCUGAAACCUCCAGUUUAACUCCCAUAUUUUCCCAUAUGUUUAAUAAUAAGGAAAAAAAAAUCCAAAAAUUUGCAUCAAAUUUCUGCUUCCUAUAUAUCACAGAACAAGUAGCCAAAAUUUCUUGUGGCUACUUUGUCUUGAGACAUUUAGGAAUAUAAAAUACUUAUUUUUAUGCUUACAAUGUUUAUACAGGUUUAUUAACAGCAAGUACACCUAAUUGAUAGCAUGACUUGCAAUACAUUUUGAUAUCUUCCCCAUGCUUGGGGUCUAAAACCAAUAUCAACUAAAAAACACUUAUCUUUUGCAGUCUCUCUGGGAUCAGUUAAAAAAAAAAAAAAAAGAAAUCACAUCCUCAAGAAGUGGGACUGUACAUAUGUAUAUUUGUAUAGACCAUGUACUUACCUUGUAUAGAAAAAAUAAUUUUAACAAUUUGAAUGAAAGGAAGACAGUAAGGAAGUCAUUAAAGUUUUUUUUUUGCAUUUUUAUUUAAAUGAAGGAAUUCCAAGUUAACCCCUAUGAAUUUUUUUUUUUUAGCACAAGAAGACACUUGUAAAAUGUUACAGCUUUUAAAUCAUCAUUAUGGGGGGAAGGGCAAUAACUCUGAUCCUCAUUUAUGAAUUUAAAAUUUUUUUCCUUUGCAGUCUUGUUUCCCCCGCAGUAAUAUUUAGUCCUGUUGCUAAACUAGAUUAAUAUGCAAAUUAUAUCAUGAAAGAAAAAAUAACUGACUUUCUAUGUAACCAGUUAAUUUAAAGGAUUGCCACUGAAACAACACACAGAGAGCAUGUACUAUACAGACACAGAUCUUGUGUUCAUUUAUUUUUCUUUAUUGCAGUGGACUAUGGUUUAUUUGAUAAUAAAUAGACGUGUUGAAUUACUGCUACAUUUCCUGUACAGACUAUUUAAUAAACCUUAUUCCAAUUUGCGUGGUA